AUAUAUCUUCACACAAUGCAUAUGAUUUUAUGACACUUUACAAAUUCACUUAGAAAAUUUUGAAUUUGUUAAUUUUGAUUGAUCUUUCAAGCGAUUUUUAAACGAAGAUCGGAAAUAAUACGUAACCAUUUCCAGAAAUUGUUUGUGCCGUAAAAUACUUAAGAUUUGAAGAACCUUUUGUGGUAUUUUCGGUAUUUUUAAUUUCUUGUAGUAAGAACUUCUUUUUAAUAUUUUGUAACGAGGAGUCGUAGUAGAAUGACAUUUUCUUAAACUACGAAAAUUAAUGAUAUUGUACGUAUAUGCACAUAUGACAAAGCAAUAUAAUAUUAUUUGUAAAAUUUUAAUCGAAUGUUUACCCAAAUUUCGAUUUCAUAGUUUUCCUUAAUUUUAAACAUGCUUUCGAAUUAGAUCUGAUACGACUGAUUUCGGACUCGUUAAUCAAUUUUUCCGUGAAAAUAAUUUCCUUGCGAUUUCUAAGCUUGUUAUGUGUCAUAAUGUAAAAUUCGUUUGGUUAGGCUAUUUGAAUAUAUAAAAUCAUCUUUUCUAUUGAAAAUAGUUUUUUCAAAAUUUACAAGAUAAUCAAAUACAUGAAAAUAGAAAACGUCAAUUGUGCGUCAAACAAAAGAUCAAACGAUUUACUUUUCGUUUGCAAUUGAAAUCGAUUUUAUGAUCGAUUUUAUUAAUAAAGUUAUCGAAUUAAUUACAAAUCGUAUAAAGUUCGUAUAUCAAUUAUUUUCCGCGGUAUGAAAUAAGAAUUGUCUUUAAUUUAGGGAGAAUUUAUAUGAAUGAACGAAUUGGAAUGAAAUAUAACGAUAGUUAAAUGAAAAUCACCCAAAGGCUUCCUUAAAGCGUUUACACACUGUUUUGUGAUUGGUUGAUUUCGAUCUGAUUACGUUUGGAAUUUUUUAGGCUAAGUUUCUAUUGGUUCCUAUAAACAAGAGUACUACAUACAAUAGUUACGAGUAGAGUUAAUAUUACAGGAUGUUUGAUAUCAACCAUCUUUCUGCAUUAUGUAUAGGAAUUUAAUGUAUUCACUAUUUCCGGUACACAUGGUUGUAUCUCAGUUAUAUUAUUUGAUACUUAUUUGUAUGUUAUAUAUUUUACUACAGUGAAUGGAAUAUAUAAAGCAUAAAAUAUGGCACUUUACGUUUUAUAUGAGCAUGCAGCUGGCUAUGCUGUAUUCGGCGUUAAAGAAUUUGAAGAAGUAGGAAUGUUAUUACCUCAAGUUGAAGCAUCAGUAACAGAUUUAUCAAGAUUUAAUGCUGUGGUAAAGCUCGUUGGAUUUUCACCUUUCAAAACUGCUUUAGCUGCAUUAGAGAAUGUGAACAGUAUCUCGGAAGGCAUCGUACCCGAAGACCUACAAUUGUUUUUAGAUUCUAUUUUGCCUAAAUCCGAUCAGAAAAACAAAAUCAUUCUUGGUGUAUCAGAUCCAAAAUUAGGUGCCAGUAUCACAGAGAUAUUGGAUAUAAAAUGUGACCAUACAGGUGCUGUACCUGAAAUUAUCAGAGGAGUAAGAUUUCACUUUCAUAAUUUAAUUAAAGGUUUUACUGCCAAAAGUUCUGCAGUAGCUCAGCUUGGACUUGGUCAUAGUUAUUCAAGAGCUAAAGUUAAAUUUAAUGUUAAUCGUGUGGAUAAUAUGAUUAUACAAGGUAUAGCUUUACUGGAUCAACUGGAUAAAGACAUAAAUACAUUUAGUAUGCGUAUACGUGAAUGGUAUAGUUACCAUUUUCCAGAAUUAGUAAAGAUUGUUCCUGAAAAUUAUAUGUAUGCCAAAGUGACACAAUUAAUUAAAAAUAGAAAAGAAUUAACAGAAGAAAAGUUGGAAGCAUUGGAAGAAAUUGUUAUGGACAGUGCAAAGGCUCAAGCAAUUAUAGAUGCCUCUAAAUCAUCUAUGGGCAUGGACAUCAGUCCUGUGGAUCUUCUUAAUAUUGAAAUGUUUGCUAGACGUGUAAUAGGAUUGGCAGAUUAUCGAAAGCAAUUGGCUGAAUAUUUAAAAUCUAAAAUGACUGAUAUUGCACCGAAUUUGGCUACUCUUAUAGGGGAUCAAGUAGGAGCUAGAUUAAUAGCUCAUGCUGGAUCAUUAACCAAUUUAGCAAAAUAUCCUGCAUCUACUGUUCAGAUAUUAGGAGCAGAAAAAGCAUUAUUUAGAGCAUUAAAGACAAAAGGUAAUACACCUAAAUAUGGAUUACUAUUCCAUUCUACGUUUAUUGGCCGUGCUGGUACUAAAAACAAAGGAAGAAUAUCCAGGUAUUUGGCCAAUAAAUGCUCUAUUGCAUCAAGAAUAGAUUGUUUCGCUGAGACACCAACAAAUAUCUUUGGUGAAAAAUUACGACAACAAGUGGAGGACCGUUUGAAAUUCUAUGAAACGGGUGAGAUACCUAAAAAAAAUAUAGACGUGAUGCAAGAGGCACUUGAAGAAGCUCAACAUGUAAUAGCUAAUCUGGAAAUGGAAUCACAGAAGAAGAAAAAGAAAAAAAAUAAGAAAAGAAAACAAGAAGAAUUACAAAAUGGUAAUACUGCUACUAAUGGUAUUCAUGAAAAUGGAGACAAAGAAGAACUUGUUCAGGAGAGCGAGGAACCUUUAAAAAAGAAAAAGAAAAAGAAAAAGUCCAAAAGUAUAGGUGAUAGUAUGGAAAUAUCAUAAAUAACAUUAAAUUUUACUAUUUGUAUUAUUGCUAUAUCUAUAUUAUCUCACACACAUUAAAAGAACUGGCAUAUUCAA
Molecule: messenger RNA, 2722 nt
Organism: Vespa mandarinia (Asian giant hornet)
Lineage: Eukaryota; Metazoa; Arthropoda; Insecta; Hymenoptera; Vespidae
Gene: Nop56
Product: Nop56 ribonucleoprotein
Cellular component (GO): box C/D methylation guide snoRNP complex; small-subunit processome
Molecular function (GO): snoRNA binding
Source: RefSeq, a predicted model, not a curated record